Molecule: messenger RNA, 2101 nt
Organism: Spea bombifrons (plains spadefoot toad)
Lineage: Eukaryota; Metazoa; Chordata; Amphibia; Anura; Pelobatidae
Gene: BTBD10
Product: BTB domain containing 10
Exons: 9
Coding region: 105-1514 (469 amino acids)
Biological process (GO): positive regulation of phosphorylation
Cellular component (GO): cytoplasm
Molecular function (GO): protein binding
Source: RefSeq, a predicted model, not a curated record
CGCGGUGUUCGUAGUGACGAGUAGUGGGCGGAGUCACAGCGGCGGCCGCUACGGGAUCUUGGUGUCCGGUGUAUGGAGACGUGAGGAGGCGGAGGUGAUGUGGAAUGGCUGGACGUCUUCAUCCUUAUGACAGUAACUCCAGUGAUCCCGAGAACUGCGAUCGCAAAUUGUCUCAUAGGCCCCGUAAACUGUAUAAACACUCAAGUAGUGCUUCCCGUUGCCCUAGAUCAGGAAGCGUUCGGGUGAAAAUGAGUACGCACGGAGCGAGCGGGGGCCACGAGCGCUCCAGAGACAGACGCCGUUCCAGCGACCGCUCUCGAGAUUCUUCCCACGAACGAGGCGAGAGCCAGCUGACCCCAUGUAUCCGGAACGUGACCUCACCUACCCGGCAAAAUCAGGGUGAUCGGGAGAAGGAAUGCUGUUCGUCGCGGCCGGGCAGCCCCCGUCCCCAGAAAAUCUCUCCAAACGGCCUGAGCGGCAGAACCGGCAGCCAGUCCGGUCCCGACGGCAACUGCAAGGCGGCCGGCGAGAUGGUGUUUGUGUACGAAAACGCGAAGGAGGGCAGCCGCAGCCUGCGCACGUCCGAACGGGUCACGCUCAUCGUGGACAACACCAGAUUUGUCGUCGACCCGUCUAUUUUCACGGCGCAGCCAAACACGAUGCUGGGCAGGAUGUUUGGGUCGGGCAGAGAACAUAACUUCACGCGGCCCAACGACAAGGGGGAGUUCGAGGUGGCCGAAGGGAUCAGCUCCACCGUGUUCCGCGCAAUCCUGGAUUACUACAAGACGGGGAUAAUCCGUUGCCCGGAUGGAAUCUCUAUCCCUGAGCUGCGCGAGGCGUGCGACUACCUGUGCAUCUCCUUCGAAUACAGCACCAUCAAAUGCCGAGACCUCAGCGCGCUCAUGCAUGAACUGUCCAAUGACGGGGCUCGGCACCAGUUUGAGUUUUACCUGGAGGAGAUGAUCCUUCCUCUGAUGGUGGCGAGCGCGCAGAGCGGGGAGCGCGAGUGCCAUAUUGUAGUCCUCACAGAUGACGACGUGGUCGAUUGGGACGAGGAAUACCCCCCGCAGAUGGGAGAGGAAUAUUCUCAGAUUAUCUACAGCACUAAGCUCUACAGAUUCUUCAAGUACAUCGAGAACCGCGACGUGGCCAAGUCUGUCCUGAAGGAGAGAGGCCUAAAGAAAAUCCGUCUGGGGAUCGAAGGAUAUCCAACGUACAAAGAGAAGGUGAAGAAGCGGCCGGGGGGGCGGCCGGAGGUGAUCUAUAACUACGUGCAGCGCCCCUUCAUCCGCAUGUCGUGGGAGAAGGAAGAGGGGAAGAGCCGCCACGUGGACUUUCAGUGCGUGAAAAGCAAGUCAAUCACCAACCUGGCGGCGGCCGCCGCCGACAUUCCCCAGGACCAGCUGGUGGUGAUGCAUCCGGCGCCGCAGGUGGACGAGCUCGAUAUCCUCCCCAACCAGCCUCCGCCGAGCAACAACGACACCGACCCGGAGGGGCCGAACUCCACUCAGUGAUCGCCCUGACGGGGCCUGAAAUCCAGCAUGACGGGGACGGCUGCUCGGUCCGGCGGGACGACCGCGUUACGGCAGCGGCUUGUGUGAAUCUUAUUUUAAAGACCAAAAGGGACGGGGACGCUCCCGCGGCUUCACUGGUGGCUUUCAUACUCGGCGUCUGUCCGACUCCGGCCCGAAGGACUGUAUUCUAUAUAAACGCGCAGGUAACAGGAGGGACGUCGCCUCCGCACCUCAUUCAUUGUGGCACUUUAUGGCAGGUUGGUGUUUGUACAGUCAUUUUCUUUUUUUAUUAUUAAACCAGAAGUAACUAAGAAGCAUCUAUUAAAAUGUUUACUUUUCACUAUAAUUGUAUUUUGCAAUCUUUUAAGAUAUAUGGAACUGUUUGAGCACAAAACAAGCGUUUUUCUCCAGCUACUGGAGGAUUUCCUACAAUCAGACUCGUCACGCAUGUGACGGUUUAACCCCUCGAGCGUUAAAUAUCAUUUUCCCCUCUACGGCUCCGUCAGGGUCUCUGCAGCAAAGCCUUACGUCUGUUUAUUACGAUGAUUGUACGUUUUACAUUUGAUUAAAGAUAUUUUAUUGGUUCA